Molecule: messenger RNA, 1272 nt
Organism: Henningerozyma blattae CBS 6284
Lineage: Eukaryota; Fungi; Ascomycota; Saccharomycetes; Saccharomycetales; Saccharomycetaceae
Gene: RMT2
Product: protein-arginine N5-methyltransferase
Exons: 1
Coding region: 1-1272 (423 amino acids)
Biological process (GO): peptidyl-arginine methylation
Cellular component (GO): cytoplasm; nucleus
Molecular function (GO): protein arginine N5-methyltransferase activity
Source: RefSeq, a predicted model, not a curated record
AUGUCUGAACUUCACCAUCUUUUAACUUUCCCCAAAAGGCCAAUUACCGAGGAAUUUUAUGUCAAAGAAUUAAAUGACCUUUUAAAGAGUGGCAUUCCUGCUACUUAUACUUUAGAACAAGUUGCUGAAUUUGAAAGAAAUGAAAAGAAAAAAUUAGAAGACCCAAACUAUAAGGAAGAGGAAUCUAAAUCUGAUGAUGAAGAAUCAUCUUCAAACACUACCCCUUUACAUAUUAUGUCGAGAUCUUUACCAAAAGAUUUAACAAAAAGUGAAGAAGAAGUUAUUCUAAAAUUAAUGGAUAUCUUAUUUGAAUAUGGUGCUGGUUGGAAUUUCAUUGAUUACGAAAAUAAAACUAUUGGUGAUUUAUUAUUAGAAUGGAACUCUAGCGUAGAGACACCUUUAUAUCGUAGAUUAGUUGAUGCUGGUGUAAGUGCUGAAUUAUUAUUAAGAGUGAUUAAUGGCGGUGAGGUUGAAUUUCUUGAUAAUGAUAAUUUUGCAGAAUUUGAAGAUAAUGAUGCUAACAACUCACAAGAAAUUACAACUGAACAAGAAACUGCUGAGGUACCCCAAAAAAUUGAACCAAUCUCAGCUGACCAUGAAGAUGCUACAGCUGCUCAUUCAGAGACUUUUUUAAAUACUAAAUUAGAAUACACUGAUGAUGCAUUGGUGACAAAGACUAAUAGAGAUGGGGUAAUGAUGGAUUGGGAAACUAAUAUUAUGAAGCUUGCAGCAAACACAUUGGCCCCAAAACACGGUGCAACUGUUAUCAACAUUGGUUUUGGUAUGGGUAUUAUAGAUACCUUUUUACAACAAAAUAAACCUGCCCAUCACUUUAUUUGUGAAGCUCAUCCAGAUGUUUUAUCUCGUAUGAAGAAAGAUGGCUGGUAUGAACGCCCUGGUGUUACAAUAUUGGAAGGCCGCUGGCAAGAUACUAUUCCAACUUUAUUUGAUUUAGAUGAACCAGUUUUCUUCGAUGGUAUAUAUUAUGAUACUUUUUCUGAACACUAUAAUGAUAUGUUAGCUCUGUAUGAUACUAUUGUAGGGUUACUCCAACCCGAAGGUGUCUUUUCAUUCUUUAAUGGUCUAGGUGCUGAUCGCCGUAUUUGCUACGAUGUUUAUAAAAAAAUUGUCGAAGUAGAUGUCUCCCAAUAUGGACUAAAAUGUACUUAUGAAACUAUUAACGUUGAACAAGAUGAUGAACGUUGGGAUGAAGUUCGUCGUUCUUAUUACAAUUGUCCUGUAUACUACCAUCCAAUUAUUCGUUUUGCAUAG